Setaria italica (foxtail millet) is the source of this 1353-nucleotide messenger RNA. RefSeq lists its product as uncharacterized. Bases 1 to 1194 code for a protein of 397 amino acids. Gene Ontology annotation, biological process: response to abscisic acid; response to stress. The record is from RefSeq and is a predicted model, not a curated record. The transcript has 5 exons. Lineage: Eukaryota; Viridiplantae; Streptophyta; Magnoliopsida; Poales; Poaceae.
AUGGCGGUUUUGCGUGACUGUAUGUCGGCAACGACGUACCCACAUCCACCUGCAGGCCGCUAUUAUUUGGUCGACUCGGGCUACGCCGUUCGCGAAGGGUAUCUGGGGCCGUAUAGAAAUACGAGUUGUUCCUGCACAAUCGUGAGCAACAUCAGAAAGAUGAAGCGUGGGAUCAGCACCAAACGAGUAGACCACCUCGUCCAAAAUGGCCAACAUCCAAGCGAUGAAUGGGAGGAGCAACAACGAUAUUGGUCUUCACCACGGGCGCCACCAGCGAGCCCGACAGAGUCGCCUCGGACCCCAGGUGGGAGCCAAAAGAAGGCGGUGCUGGGAAAGGUGAAGAGCAAGGCUAAGAAAUGGAUGCACAUGCUGCAUCACAAGAAGAAACCUGCACAGGAGGAGAUGAUGUGGACUCCCAGGGCUGGACCCAGCGCAGAAGACAUCAAGGGCAAGGACGAACGACGAGAUCCCGUGUACCGUGGAACCCCCAAGAAAGCGCACCAUCAACCUUCUUCCUCGGGUGGUUCAGAGAGGGCGUCUGAGGUGUUCAUGGAAGCAUCACCAAGACAGAAUUCACCGGUUCCGAGCCCCACUGCACACAAGGAGCAACCAUACUUCAAGGUCAGCAGCAGAUUUGAGUCAGAAAUGAAGGAAGCCAAUGAGAUGCUGAUGGAAUCAAAGCAGCUCCGUGUCAACACAACCAAGCCGAAGACUGUAACAUUCGCGCCAACCAUAGCACGUGAGUUAGGGAAUGAAAAGAGUGGCUGGAACGACAGGGAACUGUCUGAAGCAACAACCAAAGCAUUCCGAGAUGCAUUUGCUACAGUCUAUCAGGUGGUGCUCAAGAUGAUUGCUAAAAUCCAAGGCACAAUGGUAGCAUAUAACAUUGAUAGAAGGCACAUGCUAGAGAAGUUAAUAUCAGUCAAUAGAUACCUGAUGUUGAAGCUGGAACCUGGACAAGAUGAUAAAUUACUUUCAGAAGUAAUUACUGAUUCUAUCCUCAAUCUGUUUGACACAUGGAGCGAGAGUGUUGAGCAGCCUUUGGCACAAAGGGCGAAGGAAAUCUCUUCUUGGUUUCUGCAGCAAGGAAGAGAAGAAACACCUCCUGUUCCACUGUCUACACAUCCUUGUGCGUUCGAAGGUAAGAUUAUGUUCCAGAGUAAUCCUAUCAGCAAAACAUUAGUAUUAGAUUAACAAUAACUGUAAAUUUAAUGGAAUAUAGAUGCAGAAGAAUUUUAUUCCUUAGAGAAUGAACAACAGCUUGAAGUAUGAGAUCAAAGACAUUGUAAAACAACAUCAGCAGAGUUUUCCUUUACCUAACAAUGUCAGGAAGCUGAAGGCAAAGACGAAGAG